Molecule: messenger RNA, 2227 nt
Organism: Lotus japonicus
Lineage: Eukaryota; Viridiplantae; Streptophyta; Magnoliopsida; Fabales; Fabaceae
Product: beta-amylase-like
Exons: 9
Coding region: 322-2103 (593 amino acids)
Biological process (GO): polysaccharide catabolic process
Molecular function (GO): beta-amylase activity
Source: RefSeq, a predicted model, not a curated record
UUUGUGGUUAGUCUAACUGAAUUCACUUUGAGAGACUUAAACAUGGGGAUGAGUUUGAUGUGCAAAUAUCCCUCAAACCAACCUCGAAUUCGUCCUAGUAAUUAUUAAAUCAUUUAAAUUGUAACAAUAGUUAAAUAAUCAUAAUUGACUCAUAUAUUUUACUAAAAUUAUGAUUUAAAACGAAAAAGAGCAACGUCCACUCGCGUCGCGUGUCACGUUCGUUCCUUAUUCGCUCGCUCGCUCCAUAAUCUAGAUUCGUAAAGUGAACUCAAACCACCGCAACUAAUUACGCACAGAAGCACAAGGAAAACGAAGACGACAAUGUCGACGUUUCAUCUUCAAGAAAGGUAUUUUCAACAGGGAAUUACAGCAUGGAAUGGAGGAGGAGGAUCCACAGCUAUACGUGCAGAGAGAGCAAGGAAGCCAAAAGCCUCCUUCUUCAAAUUGGAUCCCAAACACGUCAAGAACCACCACAAAAAUCAAAAUCAUCGCGCUGCAGCUGCUGUGUGUUCCGCAUUGUUCAAAUCUGCAGUUGCUGAACCACAAGCAACAAUCUAUACAGCAGAAGAUCCAAUGCUAGCAAAUUAUGUACCAGUAUAUGUGAUGCUCCAACUAGGAGUUAUCUCAAAUGACAAUGUCUUACAAGACCGGUACGGACUUGAGAAACAGCUGAGGGAGCUACACGCCGCAGGCGUUGAUGGGGUUAUGGUUGAUGUCUGGUGGGGUAUUGUAGAAUCAGAGGGGCCUCAGCAGUAUGAUUGGUCUGCUUACAGGGACUUGUUUCAGCUGGUUCAAGAUUGCAAAUUGAAGUUGCAAGUUAUCAUGUCAUUUCACCAAUGUGGAGGGAAUGUUGGAGAUUCUGUUUUUAUCCCAUUACCCAAAUGGGUGCUUGAAGUUGGGGAUUCAAACCCUGAUAUCUUCUACACCAAUCGCUCAGGUAUCAGGAACAAGGAAUGUCUGUCACUUGGUGUGGACGACAUACCUCUUUUUCAUGGAAGAACUCCUAUACAGAUGUAUGGUGACUAUAUGAGGAGUUUCAGAGAGAAUAUGGCAGAUUUUUUAGAAUCUGAGCUCAUGAUAGACAUUGAAGUAGGACUUGGCCCUGCGGGAGAACUCAGAUAUCCUUCUUACUCAUAUUGUACAGGGUGGAAAUUUCCUGGUAUAGGAGAGUUUCAGUGUUAUGACAAAUAUCUUGAAGCUCAAUUCAAAGGGGCUGUAGCUGCGCUAGGCCAUCCUGAAUGGGAGCUGCCUGAUAAUGCUGGGGAAUGCAAUUCUACACCUGAAUCUACUGAAUUUUUCAGAUCACAAGGAACCUACCUAACAGACCAGGGGAUUAUCUUUCUUACAUGGUAUUCCAGCAUAUUGGUGAUGCACGGUGAUGCGAUCAUGGAUGAAGCUAACAAAGCAUUUGUAGGCUGCAAAGUGAAGUUAGCGGCAAAAGUUUCUGGAAUCCACUGGUGGUACAGAACAGAAAACCAUGCUGCAGAGCUCACUGCAGGAUACUACAACUUAAAUUAUAGAGACGGAUACCGUCCGAUAGCAAGGAUGCUCAACCGACAUGGUGCAAUUCUAAAUUUUACAUGCCUUGAGAUGAGAAAUUGUGAGCAAGUUGAAGAAGCCAAAAGCGGUCCCCAGGAACUUGUUCAGCAGGUCCUAAGUACAGGCUGGAGGGAGAACCUUGAAGUUGCAGGAGAAAAUGCACUUCCGCGGUAUGAUCGCGAAGCUUACAACCAAAUCCUUCUGAAUGCUAGACCAAAUGGUGUGAACAGACAUAGCCCUCCAAAACUGAGGAUGUAUGGCGUGACAUACCUUCGUUUGACAGAUGAGCUAUUCCAGGAAACAAAUUUUCAAUUAUUCAAAACAUUUGUGAGAAGGAUGCAUGCUAAUCAGGAUUACUGUUCAGACCCUGAGAGAUACUGUCAUUACACGUUUCCUAUGCAGCGAUCAAAACCGUAUCUGGGGACUCUUACUCACGGAACCGAACCAGUGCUGCAGCCAUAUCCAUGGAAUAAUGAAACAGAUAUGAGCAUUGAAGGUCCUGGUUUCUUUGCUGAUAUUGUAGCAUUUAUCUGGCGUAUUUUUUGUAAUAAAAAAAGAAACUAGGAAGGUAAAUAGUUUCAUAUAUUUGGCUCCUACAUAGAGGCUGCUGCUGCUGCUGCGCCUUCCCUUUGUAGUUUGUACAAAAGCUCCUUAUCACACUAUACAGUCUAUACUGGCCGAUUUUACA